UGCAGCCAAUGGGAGAUGGCGCUGGCUAGCGGCUGGAAGGCGGGGCCUGCGCGGGUGUUAGGUUAGCGCGAGGCGUGACCUAGUUGACAGGCUCCGAGGUGCUGCUGUGACUGCAUCCGUGGAGCUGAGUCGGGUGGGAACCGAAGCUGAGCGCGGGCUUAGGGAGGAGGGCGACUACUGGAGAGGUGCCAGAGGCGUGGGACGCGGAGCCUUUUUCACUUUUUCCCCCCCGAGUGCCCCCUCCCACCCCUCCCACUCCACACCACCCUGUUUGCCCGUGAGCCUGGGGAACUUGCAGCUUAAAGCCAGCCACCCCCACGGCAACAUGUACCCCAGCAACAAGAAGAAAAAGGUGUGGAGAGAGGAGAAAGAACGCUUACUGAAGAUGUCCCUAGAGGAAAGACGUAAAGAAUACAUGAGGGACUAUGUUCCCUUGAACACUAUCCUAUCAUGGAAGGAGGAGGUGAAGGGCAAGAGCCAAAAUGAUGAAGAAAAUACUCAGGAAACAUCACAGGUGAAGAAAAAUUUGAAUGAAAAAGUUUCUCUCUAUAGAGGUGACAUCACAUUGCUAGAGGUAGAUGCGAUAGUCAAUGCAGCAAAUGCCAGUCUCCUUGGAGGAGGAGGUGUGGAUGGCUGUAUUCACAGAGCAGCCGGCCCUUGUUUGCUGGCUGAGUGUCGUAACCUGAAUGGCUGUGAAACUGGACAGGCGAAAAUCACAUGUGGCUACGACCUGCCUGCAAAAUAUGUCAUCCACACUGUAGGGCCGAUAGCAAGGGGCCAUAUUAACGGCUCCCACAAGGAGGACCUUGCAAAUUGCUAUAAAUCAUCUCUGAAGCUGGUGAAAGAAAAUAACAUCCGAUCAGUUGCAUUUCCUUGCAUUUCAACUGGCAUUUAUGGUUUUCCGAAUGAGCCUGCUGCAGUGAUUGCCCUCAGCACCGCUAAGGAAUGGCUAGCCAAGAAUCACCAUGAGGUGGAUCGAAUCAUCUUCUGUGUCUUCCUAGAAGUUGACUUCAAAAUCUACAAAAAGAAAAUGAAUGAAUUUUUCCCUGUAGGUGAUAAUGAAGAAAAAGAUGUUGACAUGAAAGAAGAUUCAGAUGAGAAUGGUCCAGAGGGAAAACAAAGUACGGAAGAAAUGGAAGGGCAGAGCCAAGAAGCAGAUGGUGCCAAUGCUGCUACUGUGCACAGCCCUGCUUCAGAAGAGGUAGCUGAAGUCUGUAAAGAUGAAGAAUCUGCAAAAGAUGAUAAUAUUAUAAAAGACAGUGAAGUAACAGAUCAUGCUGUGUGUGAUCAAGAUAAUCCCAAUGGACAAGAGAAUGAUUCAAUGAAGAAUGAAAUAAAAAUUGAGGCAGAGUCACAGAGCUCAUACAUGGAAACAGAAGAGCUUUCAUCAAACCAAGAAGACGCCACAAUUGUGGAGCAACUGGAAGUGAUUCCACUAACAGGUGACCAAGAAGAAAAAGGGGAGAAAGCUCAAGGUGAGGACAUGCCUAGAGUUUCUGUGAAAAGCAAAGGCUCCUGUGACACAGAAAGCUCGACAAGUCUUGAUGUUGAAAUGAAUAGUCAGGUUGACAGUGUAAAUGACCCAACAGAGAGUCAGCAAGAUUAACUAAGAGAGGCACAAGAUGAAGCAAAGGAGCAAAGAAAUGGAAGUCAAUGCCAGUCCUCAGCAUUACAGCCUCUGCGGGCCCUGGGGAAGAGCGGGAAGACAGCGGCAGGAGCUGUGGAGGAGGGUGGGGUGGGGGUAGGCAAGUCCCUUGGAAGGACCGGAAAUCCUUUGCUCUAAUUUCGCCAGCUGUAUUUUGUUCUGUUUACCUGCAGAAAAAAAGAAAACAAAACUUCUUUAAUUUGGUGGGGGACCCACACUAACGCAUCUUUCAGGCUCUAUUCCUGUAAUUUCUGUCUUUUCUCUCACAGCUUUGCACCAGGGUCAUGAUUUAGCACUCAUAUGUGUAGCCUGGGCCCUGCCCGUUUUCUCAGUUAUUUCACAAAGCUGGUCGAACAGUGGUUUCUUCAAAGAAGGAAAGGAAGAUGAUUGUUGCAUAAGCUGCAGUCUAAAUAUCAAGAAUCACCAAGCCCAAUAUCAGUAUAAUCCACAGGCAAAAGAGGCAGAAUAGAAAAUAGGCAAAACCCCAAAUCAUUUGGAAAAAAGUUCAGGAUGAUUAACUGAAAAUGAUAUUGUCUUCAGGGAUUCCCAAGGUUCAGUUUACAGUUUUGGUCCAUGUGUUUAAUGAGGAAUAUGGAAGCAGGGCUUUAUUCAGAACAGAGCACAGAGGUGUACCAAGGACGGCAGGCCACUCUCAGGUCUCUCCUUUCAUCUGUAGGACAGCAUCGGUAUUCUUUGACACUGACUCUUAGCAGAGCUUUCUUGGUUUGUGAGGUCUUUACCAAGUGCUGCAGCACGGAGCCCCCAAUGAGCUGUGACUCCGUUACAGCAUUAAAAGGGAUGGCACUUUUCCAGAUGUUUUAGCUAAGAGGGGACUGCUAUGUUUAGGAUCCAAACAUAUGCUUGUGAAAUUAAAAAAUUACCCUUGAAAUCUCUCUUUACAUAUAUACUUUCCUAAAAGAACAUUAUCUUUACUCAAGGUCUGAUGGCCCGAGGAACAGAUUCUCACUUACAGUUAGAGGCAGUUGGAGAGGUCUUGCUUGCACUUUUGGCUUUCUGGUUCCUUUUAAAUGGUGUGGUUUUCUCAUGCCAAGUCUAAGACCAAUGUAAUAGCUGGUCCCUUCUUUCAGCAGAUUAUGACCUAUAAGGGGAGCAGCAGUACUAAUGAGCCAAGAUACCAGAAGUACAUUGGGCACAGGGAUGAAGGGCCAGGAAAAAGUCUGGCGUUGUCACAAUUUCCAUCCUAGACCCAACAUAAGCAAUGACCUUAUGGGGUAAGAUGACUGCUUCCCACAGCCUCCCUGGCGUUGAAGAUCAUUCUAUUUUUUCCCUGUGGAAACUGUUAUUAUUUCUUGCAUAUCUUCUUAAAUUCAUCUUCCUUAUAAAACUUUAGAAUUAUAAAUUAUUUAUAUAUUUUUUUCUUAGUAGAGGGAUAAAAUUAAUAGAUCAAAUUGAGUAUUUCUAAAAUAAAAGGAUAUUCUGCUUUCUAAAUAUUCCAUGAAAUUCUUCUGUUUUUACCUUUCCUGUAAGGAGAUUCAACUUUUCAUAUUCCUGUGAAUUUUGUGUUGGCCUUUCUGAAUGUAUUGCCCCUCUGCAUGGCCCAUCUGGUGUUCUGGCAUCAACAGCAAGUUGUAUUUCUGCAUAUGUGAUAUGUUUUUUAACAUUCCAUUUUUUAAAACUGCUCAUCAAGCUAGCAGUCAUUCUAUUUAAGUGACCUCAUGAUUUUGGAACAUGGCCAUUGCUCCUUCUGUCAUUUAUUCUGCAGUCCUUCACUGCCAUUAGACAUUGCUUUCUAGGACAAGAAAAGAAAAAGGCUCAUUUUAAAUGAUUCAAGAAAUGAUGCCAUAUUAAUAUAAAUAUUUUUAUAUUUUAUGUCAUCUUUAUAACUUAAUUGAAAGUGACUGUCAUUUUUGUGAAGUACUCGACAAGUACAAUCUGCUAGGAGCACAUUUUUCUGUGACUCCCAAACAUUAGUGCUACUCUUGCUCAGUAAUAUGUUACAGUUCAAAACACAUGAUGGAGAAAAGAGGUGUGGGGACUUUUCAUGGAAUAAGACGAAAUGAAAGAGACCCAAUGUCCCUGCUACAAACAGUGGGACUGGAAUUAUUUUCAUCCUGGUUCUCCUUAUCAUGCAGAACAGCCAUUUUAUUCCUUCAUUUUCAAUGUGGGGGAGGGGGAAGGAGUUCUCUGUCUGAAAACUGCAGAGAAAAGAAAGUAAGCUUUUUGUCUAGGAAACUAAGAGAAUGACGAGUAACUAUCAUCAGUCCCACUCUGAUUUGUUUAAAUUUCAUUUGAUGAUUAAAUUGUGUUGUCAUUUUUAUUUUAUUAUAGUUUUUGGAUGCUAUUGGGCCAUAAGAUUUUAUGCUUUAAAAUAAAUAAUGGAGUUAAUUUCCAUUUUAAUAAUAAAAUAUUACAAAUUUAGUGAUGGGCCAGAUUGAAGGCACCUCAACACAAGAAAUCCUUAUUUCCCUGGCACUGUCAUUGCACAGUGAUACAAUGGAAAAUUGGAAAGGCUGAUCGGUUCUCCAACACAUGAAUUCCAUAGGUCAAUUUCCAACCACACUGCAGCCCAGCUAUGUGGUGUGAGGGGUUACAGGGCAGAGGGGAUAGCCCCAUGUUAGUCAUGUUUGCAUACACAGGAUUGAAGUAGUCUUUCAACAUAAUCGUUCUAAAUAAAAAGGUACUGGUUGUAGGAGAGACAAAGGGGCUUGUCCCCUAGCUGGUAACUAUUCAGAUGACAAACAAUUCUUUCAUAAAAACUUACAAAGGAGGCAUCUGAAACACUCUCUAUGAUACUGGGUCACAUAUUAGGCACUGCAGCUAAUUGUAAAUCUUUCUGUGAAACACUAAAAAGCCUCUUUGUGAAUUAAUACAGUUCUGCUUGAUGCACUUGAUUUGAAGUGACAUUUCCCUGUAUGUGGUGCAUGUUGGCUUUGCUUUGAAAAAUAACCAAGUUAGCAGAAUGUUUAAUAUAUUUUCUCGGGGAAUUGGGUUUUUAUCAUAUGAUUCAUUAAGGAUUUGCCUUACCCUGACAUUUGUGAUAUAAAGAAAAAUCAGAAAAAAAUUAAUUUUCUUGAUCAAGAUAUGUUUUUACUUAAUGCAAAUAAAUGUAGUCUGUUGCUUGCAAGGAAAAAUAUGUCUUCUGAUAUCUGGUAUAAACUGCUAAAUAAAAUAAUCCGUGCCUCUUAUGUUAAACCAGCAUUUAAAUGCUGGACUGCUUCUAAAUUCAUUUCUUUCUUUCAUCUGUGCCAUACACUAAGAAACUUAAACAACUGUUGCCUUUAUACUAUAUUUGUUAGAGCAGAGUACAAAUAAAAUUUGUUUGAGAGGAUAAGGUGGAAUUACCUGUGUAUUGUGAAAUUUGUUACUUAGUCAUGAGAAAUAAUUAAUAACUCAAAAUGUUCAUUUAAUACUAUGCAUUUUGUUGCAAAUAUGUAUUUAAAACUGCCCUGU
Messenger RNA from Phyllostomus discolor (pale spear-nosed bat), 5056 nucleotides. It is a transcript of the gene MACROD2, whose product is annotated as mono-ADP ribosylhydrolase 2. Gene Ontology annotation, molecular function: ADP-ribosylglutamate-[protein] hydrolase activity. Gene Ontology annotation, biological process: DNA damage response; peptidyl-glutamate ADP-deribosylation; purine nucleoside metabolic process. Gene Ontology annotation, cellular component: nucleoplasm. Lineage: Eukaryota; Metazoa; Chordata; Mammalia; Chiroptera; Phyllostomidae. Bases 326 to 1606 code for a protein of 426 amino acids. The transcript has 18 exons. The record is from RefSeq and is a predicted model, not a curated record.